Molecule: messenger RNA, 3973 nt
Organism: Triticum urartu
Lineage: Eukaryota; Viridiplantae; Streptophyta; Magnoliopsida; Poales; Poaceae
Cellular component (GO): nucleus
Molecular function (GO): double-stranded DNA binding; histone methyltransferase activity; zinc ion binding
Source: RefSeq, a predicted model, not a curated record
GCGACGGAGCAACAAUAUCGCGGGAGUAAUAGUACUACUGUACUACGAAACAACCCAUGCGCAUCUCCUUCCCAAACAUAGGGGGAGGAGACCGCUCCAGUCUCCACCCUCUACCUCGCCUCCAGUCGCCAGACGCCGCCACCUCCGCCGCCUGCCGCCGCCCGUCUGCGGAAUGGUCUGCGCCCCGACGGCGGGGGUGGAGGUGCUGCCGCCUCGCGGGGGUGUCUCCGCCCGGCGCUCCUGGCCGCCGAGCUGCGGCCGCGUCCCCGAGAACGGCGACGGCGAGAGGGGCGUCCAGGGCACGGCGGACGAGGCGGCCGGCCACGCGGGCGUUUCCUCUGCGGCGUGCAACGGCGGGCUCCCGCGCGAACCCCCUCAGCCGCAGCCGCCCGGCGACGGGGAUGCACGUCCCUCGGAUAGCCAGGCAGAGAUCAGGGCGCUAGAUGUGAUGCCGCUGGCGUUCGCUGCCCCACGGAAAUGUGCCGUUGCUCCUGCUAAUGGUUCCAUGGAAGAUGGCGGUCGUAUGGCCGAUUCGUUGAAUGUGGAGGGGCAAUUGGUCAGGGAUGAGGAUGUUGUUAUUGGCAAUGGAGAUGACAGUGUUGUGGGAAGCAGAGUGGACGACGGUGAAUUGGAGAGGGAGGAGGACGAGAGCAGAAAGAAGAGGUGGUCGGCAUCUGUCAUGAAUCCGCCUCCCAAGAGGAGAGCGGUCUCAGCCAAGCGCAGAUUUCCGCCUGGCUGUGGGAGUGUUGCUGCUACCGGCAUCGGCGUCAGAGGUUGUGGUGUUUCUCCGAUGUUGAAGCGAGAUGAUUCUAAUCACGAAACAGAAAGCAAAAGAGAAGAGGUCGGAGGUGCCACCGAGGCACACAAUCAUAUGCAAGAAUCUCAAGUCGUCAAUUAUGUUGCUCCAGAUGAUUUUGCAGACCGUCCGCAAAAUUAUGUUGGUCAUGGCGCUUCUCCGAUUUUGAGGCGAGAUAAUUCUAAUAAUGAAACAGAAGGCAAAAGAGAAGAGGUCGGAGGUGCCACCGAGGCACACAAUCAUAUGCAAGAAUCUCAAGUCGUCAAUUGUAUCACUCCAGAUGAUUUUGCAGACCGUACGCGAAAUUAUGUUGGUCAUGGUGCUUCUCCGAUUUUGAGGCGGGAUGAUUCUAAUCACGAAACGGAAGGCAAAAGAGAAGAGGUCGGAGGUGCCACCGAGGCACACAAUCAUAUGCAAGAAUCUCAAGUCGUCAAUUGUGUCACUCCAGUCAAUUGUGUCACUCCAGAUGAUUUUGUAGACCGUCCACGAAAUUAUGUUGGUCAUGGUGCUUCUCCGGUUUUGAGGCGAGAUGAUUCUAAUCACGAAACGGAAGGCAAAAGAAAAGAGGUCGGAGGUGCCACCGGGGCACACAAUCAUACGCAAGAAUCUCAAGUCAUCAAUUGUGUCGCUCCAGAUGAUUUUGCAGACCGCCCACGAAAUUAUGUUGGUCAUGGUGCUUCUCCGAUUUUGAGGCAAGAUGAUUCUAAUGUGGAUAUGGAAGGCAAAAUAGAAGAGGUUGGAGGAGCUACCGAGGCACACAAUGAGAAGAUCCAAGAAUCUCAAGUCGUCAACGUUAUUGUUCAAGAUGGUUUUGCAAGAGGCCAACGCGGCCAUGAUAAUCCGCUAAAUGAUGUUACAGACGACUCACCAAGACAUAGUUUCUCAGAGCAGAUGAAUGGUAGAAGACUAUUACGUGAAAGGAAGCGCGCACCACUAGUAGUGGGGAACACUGAGAUUAGAAGCAGACGCGAAGGACGUGUGCAUGAUGGCACUCCGAGGACUCAUCCGAGAGGCCCACUUAAUGUGAAGAGAAAGGGCAAGAGUGCAGAGAUUGUCAAGAUCAAUGUGACAUUGGUAGAUGAUGCAGGGGUGAUUGACGUGAUACGCUCGGCAUCCAAGUGUGGAGAGCAUGUUGCGACCGAUCAAAUUGAAGAUAAGGAUGGUGUGGGCCUUAAUACUAAUAGGGUAAUUAUACAAGCAUUGAUGGCUCCAGACAGAUGCCCUUGGACGCAACGAAAGAAAUCUAUUGCCAGUGUUCCUAAAUCGCUUGGUCCUAGGAAAAAUGUGAAGAAAAAGGUUGCUACUCCAAGGAAAGAAUUGCACUCCAAAGUUACCCCUUCUACACCGGCUAGGCGCAAGGCAAGAGAGGGCGGAGAAGAUUCCUCCUCAAAAGAUGAUGAGAAACCUUUGGCACUACUUGCGCAUGAAAGAAAUAAUAAAUCAUGCGUCAACAUCUCUCGAUGUCCUCCUUCCGACGAGGUGAGUGUUCAUAAGAUUGAUGAGAGAAGUCGAUUGAGCGAUCCAAAGGAUGUACCACUUGUAGCGGGGGUUGUUGAUGUAAAAACCAAAUGUGAAGGAAGCUUGCAAGAAGGUACUCCGAGGAACCAUGUGAGAGCUCUUGUUAAUGUGAAGACAAAGGGCAAGAAACCAGAUAAUGUCAAGGUGAAUGUGACAUUGUUAGAUGAUAGGCGGGUCUUUGAAGAUGACAAGACGAGAAACCAAAUUUCAAGAACUCGGAGAGGAGUGGCGCGCUCCUCAAAUAUUAAAAACGUGAAGAAAGGCAUGUUUGCUCAUAAGCGCGAUGGCAUCGACAAGGACUCUGGGAAUAAGUUCACAAAGGAGUCUAAGUGUGGGGAUCAUCUUCAGACUGAUCAAAUUAAAGAAAAUGAUAAUGUCGGCCUUGUUACCAACAAGAUGACUGUAUUAGCAUUGAUGGCUCCUGACAAAUGCCUGUGGACAGAAGGGAAGAGGUCUAUUGUUGGUGUUUCUCAGUCUCUCACUUGUAGGAAUAAUAACUCUCUUACCGUUCGUGAAGGCCUUUGUUUGUCUGACAUAUCUCAAGGAAAAGAGAGCAUUCCCAUAUGUGUGAUCAACACAAUUGAUGGCGUGCUGCCAACGCCAUUUAAGUACAUCACCAAAGUCAUAUAUCCGCCCUCAUAUGCAAAAGCACCUUCAAUAGGCUGUGACUGCACUAAUGGUUGCUCGGACUCUAGUGAAUGUGCUUGUGCUGUGAAAAAUGGAGGGGAGAUCCCAUUCAAUUUGAAUAGCGCAAUUGUUUAUACAAAGCCUCUCAUAUAUGAGUGUGGCCCAUCAUGCAGGUGCCCACCAACAUGCCACAAUAGGGUGAGCCAGCACGGCCCCAAAGUUCCACUGGAAAUAUUCAAGACUGGGAAGACAGGUUGGGGUGUAAGAUCCCUCAGUUUUAUCCCUUCAGGUAGUUUCGUAUGUGAGUAUGUAGGUGAGGUAUUGCAAGAGACAGAAGCUGAGAGGACAGAAAAUGAUGAGUACCUUUUUGAUAUUGGUCGUGACGAUGACGAUGACGAUGACGAUGAUGACGAUGAAGAAAAAGAUUCACAAUCUUCUAAAUCCGAGAUGACAGCGGAGGGCUUGGGCUAUACAAUAGAUGCUGCAAAGUGUGGUAAUGUUGGAAGAUUCAUCAACCAUAGCUGCACUCCAAACAUGCAUGCACAGGAUGUUCUCUGGGACCAUGAUGAUAAGAGGAUGCCGCAUGUUAUGCUUUUCGCCGAAAAGAAUAUCCGUCCGCUACAAGAGCUUACUUACGAUUAUAAUUAUAACAUAGGUAAUGUGCGCAAGAAUGGCAAGGUGAAGGAGAAGAAAUGCUUCUGCGGUUCGUCGAAGUGCCGCCUCAGGCUUUACUAAGGUAUUGGUGACUGAUGAUGGUAAUGUUCAUAUUUCGGCGGAAUGCAGUCCUGUCAGCGCAGUGCUCCUUGGUCUUACUCUCCCGGUCACCUUGCAAUUGUCGAUGGCUUGUGAUGUUUUUUUCUUGCUACCCUAGGGUUGAAUUAGUACUGCUUUUUAAAGAGCUGCAUUAGCUCAUUCUGCUGUUAGCUUUAUGUUCAGAACCGAACCUGUACUGGGUACAUGAGUUCUGGCUGUAGCUUUUCUCUGUCACAAAUUUUACAUAAUCAAGCAUUGUUGCUGUCCUUUUAAGCAUUA